Molecule: messenger RNA, 1549 nt
Organism: Drosophila montana
Lineage: Eukaryota; Metazoa; Arthropoda; Insecta; Diptera; Drosophilidae
Gene: Fie
Product: Fire exit
Exons: 4
Coding region: 267-1112 (281 amino acids)
Source: RefSeq, a predicted model, not a curated record
GUCAUCUACGCAAGGACAUAGAUAGUUUUCAUAGAAAACCAACAAGUGAAAGCUUUUUGAGUAUCAAAACAAACCUUGGAACAGUUUCCAGUACUGCGUAGAUAGUUUCCAUAGAAAACCAACAAGUGAAAGCUUUUUGAGUAUCAAAACAAACCUUGGAACAGUUUCCAGUACUGCGUCGCCUUCGCCGUGCGCGGUUCGCACGAAAGCUUUUACGUGGGAGCCGCAAAUGUAGCCCCAACCCUCGAAGCUUCAUUUGCAAUUGAAUGACGAAACAGUUUCACCACCGCCAGCAGCUAAGGUUGAGAGCCAAAGGAAAAAUCCAUAAAUUGAUUGAAGAAGGAGCACAAGCAGAAACUUGGAAAAAACUCCGGAAAAUGCUGCUGCCCACGAUCAAAACGGGCGGCAUCUGGAACUGUCGCCAGAUCUGGGACAUGUUAAUGUCACCAAUGUCGCCGCGCAAUCUGCGCACCACAGCGCUGCUGACGAGCAUCUACCAGAUGCUCAUUGCCCAUGCGGUACUUUUCGUGGUGAUGCUCUGUCUGUCGCAUGUGGAGCAAAUGCGUCAUCUGCUCGAUUUGGAUAUUUUGGAUCAGAAGGACAGCGGAUUCUACAACAUGUCACCAUUUCACAAUGAUAUGCGCCUCAAAACCGCAGCUCAACUGGCGGAUGCCACCGAAAAUGCACUCUAUGUACUGGCGGGCAUAAUCAUCGUUUAUGCCCUGAGCACCAUAUCCUUGUUCUUCGGCGUGUUCAAGAAUAAACCCGGUCUGAUUAUACCCUGGCUGGUGGUCGAGUUUCUGGGCCUGAUUGCCCUUGCCGUCUUUGUAUUUAUGCUCAAGGAUACAAAAAUACCCAUGAUCUUUGGCGGACAGGAAUCGUAUUUUAUCAUUUGUUAUACGCUGCUCUGCGUGGAUGCUAUCAAGUGGUAUGCUAUGCAUAGCUUCUAUCAAAGUCUACGCACCAUGAACAAAUUGCGAGAGAUUGCAACGGUGGCCAUACCCUGUCCAGCCCCGGGCGCUAUACCCUAUCAGUUCCGCAGGGAGCACAUGUAUUUGGGCAGCAACGGUUACAAACAUAUUCUGACUGAAUCCCCUGAUGGACAGGGUUAAACGGCAGUCGCUAAGAAACGCUUCGGGAUACAGACGAAUUCAUCAUACCCUCUCCCAAUCCCCAACGCCAUCGAACUUCCAGCAUCAAGUGUCUUACAUUUUUUUCAAUUUAUUUUAGUUUUUAUUGAUUUUAUUAGCGUUUUUGGAACGUGUGUGAUAUGGAAAAGGAGGAACAGAGAUAACUAUUUUAGAUAGAGAAUGCAGCGCAAAAAGGGUUAUGCACACAGAUAGAUACACUAUAUUCUUAUGGCAUUAUAUACACAAUACAUACAUAACCCGUCCCGAAGCCCAGCAAUUUAUUAUAUUGUGCUAGAUACUCAUUAACUAUUUUCAAUGUAGUGCUUAAACUUAACUAUUUAAUCUCAUAGUACGUUUGUCGACAAUUUAACUUAAUUUAAAUAUGCAUAAAAAUAAAUGUGUGUUAACCGGGAUUCGAA